UUGUGCGGAUCAGUGGUCAGAAUGAAAUUUUUACUGACUGUUCUUGUUUGUGUAAUCGUAUCACUAGAGGGUACUCUCUGCCAUCAACCAACUCCAGCUGAAAUGAUAGAAGGCAUACUGAGCACUCUAUCCGGUGCGCUAAAUUUAGCUAAGAAUCUUCCGAAGACCAUCGAUGCGCUGCGCAAGAACCCGCUCACCACCGAUUCCGAUCUGGUUCGCGAAAUGGCCAAUGUUAUUCUCAGUUCGCUGAACGCUACCUCCGUUGCGAUAGGCAAUCUCGCGAUCAAUGAAGAUGUUAAACAGGACUCCAGGAAGACUGACGCGAUAUCAGAUAUCCAAGCUGCAGUCUCAUCGUUGGCCAUACCGGUGGUUCAGCUGCAGCAUACUUUACAGGACAUUAACUUCAAGGGUAUGCGAUUGGAGCUCAGCGUACGGCUGGAGUUGCUGGAGAAGACUCUGCGGGAAAAUGUGGUCAAAGUUCAAGCGGAAGUGACGAAGGCCGAUCGUGUGGCGUUUAGGUAAGAUGAUCUAG
This is a messenger RNA of Topomyia yanbarensis, 532 nucleotides long. RefSeq lists its product as uncharacterized. NCBI's taxonomy places the organism in Eukaryota, Metazoa, Arthropoda, Insecta, Diptera, Culicidae. The transcript is spliced from 2 exons. The coding region runs from base 22 to 522 and encodes 166 amino acids. The record is from RefSeq and is a predicted model, not a curated record.